Oncorhynchus kisutch (coho salmon) is the source of this 9383-nucleotide messenger RNA. RefSeq names its product cytoplasmic polyadenylation element-binding protein 2. The transcript is spliced from 11 exons. NCBI's taxonomy places the organism in Eukaryota, Metazoa, Chordata, Actinopteri, Salmoniformes, Salmonidae. The coding region runs from base 938 to 2806 and encodes 622 amino acids. The record is from RefSeq and is a predicted model, not a curated record. Gene Ontology annotation, biological process: negative regulation of cytoplasmic translation. Gene Ontology annotation, cellular component: synapse; nucleus; neuron projection. Gene Ontology annotation, molecular function: mRNA regulatory element binding translation repressor activity; mRNA 3'-UTR binding; ribosome binding.
UCGAGAGGAGGGGGUAUACGGUCGGACAGGACUGGAUUUCGGAGGCGACAAUAUAAGGCUAACUUUAACAUGAAUAAAUAGGGGCUUAGAUUCAUCGUGUUUAAAAUAAGAAAUAAAUAUUCAUUGUAGAAAACGCCGACCAAACAGAGACAAACCUCUCAUCUCUCAUAGACUAUUUAUCUGUCGACGCAUCUAUUCUGCACAUUCUCCUAUGUUGUUCUAGGCGGAGGAAUGGACAACUGCGUUCAUCCAUAUUUGUAGAUAAAUAAAUGGAUGAUUACGUUUUGGUUUAUUACAGACAGCGACCAUUGGACACCGCUCUACUCCUCGACGGACGCACUCUAAUAUCUGCUCCUCCUCUUCUCCGGUUUCCAUCCGCCAGUUGCGCCCCGGCUCGCCCUUGGUCUCGCACAGUAGCGUCGCCGCCUUGUCCCCACUGUUCCUGUCAGUUGCUGCGCAUCGGCAAAACAUGCAGGAUGAGCCUGUGGGGGUGACAACCGAACAACGAUCCCCGCCAACAGAGGAAAAGUAGUACAGACAAAACAACACAGUCAAUAAAGCCGGGAUACAGCAACCAAAUGAAACCAACAACCAGCUGGGAGCCCUCACUUCCAACUACAACCACCUGAACCAGAAUCCAGAUUUUGGUCAAGAUAAUUUUUGCCCUACACAGUCUAUAUUUGACCUUCAGCACGACUGGAAAAUACAUCAGCUAGCUGAGUUUGGAUGCACUGAGUCGCCCCUACCCCAAGGAAAAUUCAGUCACCUGCCGCUGAGGCAGCCUUUCACCGCUCAAGUCUCCACCAAACCCGCGUGCAGCACAGACUCCAGCCCCGGACGAAUCAGCGGAUCGCCAGUGGGGGAGGUUGAAGCCGAUGUGGAGACUGUCGCGUCGCCAUCGCCCACUUCCGUAAAUCCAAACAAGGUUCAGAUACAAAUGGACUCCCUCAUCACCCACCAUAUAAAUAACGGCAAUGGCAGUGGCAGUGGCACCGGCAAUAUGUUGGCCGGAAGUCUCGGGGGCGGUUUUCCAAACCUCCAGAACCAAGACAUGCAGAACCCGAGUGGUGGCUCAGCUUCACCUCCACUCCAUGGAUUCGGAACCCCGUGGUCGGUUCAGACCAGCUCCCCACCACCCGUCUCCAACUCGGCCAACCCUAUCCACCACGCAAACGCGAUUAAUCAAAUGGCUCAUACCGAGCCAGACAACAGCUUUUAUCCCGGUAUCCCCUCCUCCAUCAACCCAGCCUUCUUCCAGAGUUUUUCUCCAGUGUCGGCUAAUCCGUGCCCCGGCAUUAACGUGCAGGGCUUCUCCAGUCCGUUCUCGCACCAGAUCAACGCCCCUCAGCAGACGCAGCAGAGCCGCCGGUCCCCAGUCAGCCCCCAGAUGCACCCCCAGCACCAUCAUCAGCACCAGCAAGGCGUCUUCCUGCAGCAGAGGAACAACUACAACCACCACCACCAGCCCAUGGUGAAGCAAUCUCCCUGGGGGGGCAGUCACCAGGGGAGUGGUUGGAGCUCUGGUGGUAUGUCCUGGGGUCGGGACCACCGUCAUGGUGGAGGCAUGGGCAUCCCGGGCUCUGUCAGCCAGGUCUCCCCCAUGAAAAAACCCUUCUCCAGUAACGUCAUCGCACCGCCCAAGUUCCCCCGUUCCGCCGGCCCCAUGGGCCCCAAGGCCUGGAUUGAGGAGAACAUGUUCCGAACAGACAGUAACAGUAACACGCUUAUGCCUCUCCAGGAUCGAUCUAGAAUGUACGACAGUCUAAACAUGCACUCACUGGAAAGCUCUCUGAUUGACAUCAUGCGGGCGGAGCAGGAUCCAAUGAAGGGCCGUGUGGGAUGCCCUCACCCUGGAGCCGACGGCCUGCUCAUGCUCAAUGCAAGGAGCUAUGGGAGACGUCGAGGCCGCUCGUCCCUGUUCCCAAUUGAAGACAGCCUCCUUGAUGACGGGCACGAUAACCAGGGAGUCCCAGGGCUUGACACCAACUGUUACCCCCACCCAAACGGGGAGCGCAUUGAGCGUUUCUCCCGCAAAGUGUUUGUGGGCGGCCUUCCCCCUGACAUAGAUGAAGAUGAGAUCACCAACAGUUUCCGUCGCUUUGGCCACCUGGUGGUGGACUGGCCACACAAGGCUGAGAGCAAAUCCUACUUCCCCCCGAAAGGUUACGCCUUCCUGCUGUUCCAGGAGGAGAGCUCAGUGCAGGCUCUGAUCGAGGCCUGCAUGGAGGAGGAUGGCAAGCUCUACCUCUGUGUCUCCAGCCCCACCAUCAAAGACAAGCCUGUCCAGAUUCGUCCAUGGAACCUGAGUGACAGUGACUUUGUGAUGGACGGCUCUCAGGCUCUGGAUCCUCGAAAGACCAUCUUCGUAGGAGGCGUUCCACGCCCUCUCAGAGCAGUGGAGUUGGCCAUGAUUAUGGACCGUCUCUAUGGGGGGGUCUGCUACGCUGGCAUCGACACCGAUCCAGAGCUCAAGUACCCAAAAGGGGCGGGGCGCGUGGCCUUCUCCAAUCAGCAGAGUUACAUCGCUGCUAUCAGCGCCAGAUUCGUCCAGCUGCAACAUGGAGACAUUGACAAGCGGGUGGAGGUGAAGCCCUAUGUUCUGGAUGACCAGCUUUGUGAUGAGUGCCAGGGGGCGCGUUGUGGGGGGAAGUUUGCCCCUUUCUUCUGCGCCAACGUGACCUGCCUGCAGUACUACUGUGAGUUCUGCUGGGCUAACAUCCACUCCCGCGCCGGCCGAGAGUUCCACAAGCCGCUGGUCAAAGAGGGGGCUGACCGCCCAAGGCAAAUUCACUUCCGCUGGAACUGAAGAGAAACUCGAUCACAUGUCACUAUGGAGACAUGGUCAGAAGCAACAGUCAAGGAAGAGAGACAUCGCCAGACAGGAAAAAGUGUCAUCGCCCUGCUUCUUACCGUAAGCUAUCAGUAUAGAGUACAUAACAGUAUACAAUAUAUCUAUCUUUUGUAGCAGCCAAACAUUACAAGCCUCAGUUUUUCACCAAUCCCCCCCCCCCCCCCUCUUUCACAUCUCAGGCUCUAACAACUUUUUUUGUGGUACCUUCAUAUUUUUUAAGAGGAUAUUUAAAAAGAGAUAGAUGUUUUGUAGUUUUUCAAAUUAUUUUUAUAUGUGAGAUUUAACGUAGAAUGUUUUUGCAUGGGGGUAGCCUGUCUGUCUGUUUGUCUGCUGCUAGCCACCCCCUAGUGGGUGUAGCGUGCCCUUGUUUCUGGGAAAACCUUGAUUCGAUAAUCUGGACACCUGCCCCAGGUCAUUUACCAAAGGUAGCAAAAUGAUAGGAAGCGUAAAAGGGAUACACUUCUGCCACAAAACAAACUUUAAUUGUUCAUUGUUGCUAUGUUCUCUUUUUCCUUAUUGGGGAAGAGGUACAAAAAUUAUAGGGUUAUUUUUGCUCUCAUUUUGACCUGAAAAAAUACAACUAUAAAUAUGAAUCUGGUUUGUAUUAACUCUAUUUAACAUUUUGAAUCACAAGAUAUAUUAAAAGCUUUGCUGCUAUACAUAAUAUAUGAAUAGAUGUAUAGGUGUUAUAUAUUAACAGCAUCUGUAAACCGUAAUCUUGAAAAUGAAAUGCAGUCUGCACUCAAACACUCAUGGCCCCCAUUGCCAUGGAAGAAUAGAAUGUGAAAAUUAAAAUGCAUGUUUGUGCAUGCAGGAUAGACUUAACCAACACAUGCAGGAUAGACUUAACCAACACAUGCAGGAUAGACUUAACCAACACAUACAGGAUAGACUUAACCAACACAUGCAGGAUAGACUUAACCAACACAUACAGGAUAGACUUAACCAACACAUGCAGGAUAGACUUAACCAACACAUGCAGGAUAGACUUAACCAACACAUGCAGGAUAGACUUAACCAACACAUACAGGAUAGACUUAACCAACACAUACAGGAUAGACUUAACCAACACAUGCAGGAUAGACUUAACCAACACAUACAGGAUAGACUUAACCAACACAUACAGGAUAGACUUAACCAACACAUACAGGAUAGAAUUAACCAACACAUACAGGAUAGACUUAACCAACACAUGCAGGAUAGACUUAACCAACACAUGCAGGAUAGACUUAACCAACACAUGCAGGAUAGACUUAACCAACACAUACAGGAUAGACUUAACCAACACAUGCAGGAUAGACUUAACCAACACAUGCAGGAUAGACUUAACCAACACAUACAGGAUAGACUUAACCAACACAUACAGGAUAGACUUAACCAACACAUGCAGGAUAGACUUAACCAACACAUGCAGGAUAGACUUAACCAACACAUGCAGGAUAGACUUAACCAACACAUGCAGGAUAGACUUAACCAACACAUGCAGGAUAGACUUAACCAACACAUGAAGGAUAGACUUAACCAACACAUGCAGGAUAGACUUAACCAACACAUGCAGGAUAGACUUAACCAACACAUGCAGGAUAGACUUAACCAACACAUGCAGGAUAGACUUAACCAACACAUACAGGAAACAGAUAUCAUAUAACAGAUAUCAUACAUAAACAGAUAUCAUAUAACAUAUAUCAGAUAUCAGAUAUCAUAUAACAGAUAUCAUACAUAAACAGAUAUCAUAUAACAUAUAUCAUAUAUCAGAUAUCAUAUAACAGAUAUCAUAUAACAGAUAUCAUACAUAAAUAGAUAUCAUCUAACAGAUAUCAUAUAACAGAUAUCAUACAUAAACAGAUAUCAUAUAACAGAUAUCAUCUAACAGAUAUCAUCUAACAGAUAUCAUCUAACAGAUAUCAUCUAACAGAUAUCAUAACAGAUAUCAUACAUAAACAGAUAUCAUAUAACAGAUAUCAUAUAACAGAUAUCAUAUAGCAAAUAUCAUACAUAAACAGAUAUCAUAUAACAGAUAUCAUAUAGCAGAUAUCAUACAUAAACAGAUAUCAUAUAGCAGAUAUCAUAUAUCAGAUAUCAUACAUAAACAGAUAUCAUAUAACAGAUAUCAUAUAACAGAUAUCAUACAUAAAUAGAUAUCAUCUAACAGAUAUCAUAUAACAGAUAUAUAACAGAUAUCAUACAUAAACAGAUAUCAUAUAACAGAUAUAAUCUAACAGAUAUCAUAUAACAGAUAUCAUAACAGAUAUCAUACAUAAACAGAUAUCAUAUAACAGAUAUCAUAUAGCAAAUAUCAUACAUAAACAGAUAUCAUAUAACAGAUAUCAUAUAGCAGAUAUCAUACAUAAACAGAUAUCAUAUAGCAGAUAUCAUACAUAAACAGAUAUCAUAUAACAGAAACCACUCAAUCCUACAGUGAGUAGCAUGUACAAAAACAAUAGAAGCCUAGGUGUUCAAAAUACCAUGGCGAUCAAGAAAAAUACAUUAAAACUACUUACUUAAAACAUCUUGCAUGCAUUGAUGUUGAUACGUUGUUUGAUCCGACAUACUUAUACAAAAAAAUGCUAUAUUGGUUCUAGACUAGUGGAUGCCACCAUUUUGUGACGUGGUGGUUUGUGAGGAAUGAAGAAGCUGUUGAGAAGCUGAGUGGUGUUUAGUCAAUGGCUAGUGUCGUCUCUGUGCUGUCUGUGUGGGUCUUGUUAGUGUGUGGACAGAGGUUUUAGUUUAGUAACAAUGUAGAUAUACGAGAAUGAGAACAUCACAAUAUUUUGCCUUCACCCCUCCUUUCCUCCCCACCUUUUUAUAGUUACUGUGGUUACUCUAAUGUAGCAAAGCACUUAAAAGACCAAAAACACACACAGUAGCCUGGCUGGAUCAGCUAACUGCAGGCAUACGACUGGGAGAUGUGUGUUUGUGCGGUGUAGUGUGCCAUGUGUUACACUAGUUGGCUAAUCCAUACCGCUGUUCAAAUGUUGUCAUGGAGAAGGAUUCGUAAGGAAGCAUCUGUCCAAUAUUUGUUCCUGGGUCGUGUUAUCAGGCUAUGAAUUUUGCAGUUGGAUGAAACUGUUCUAUAAGAAAUCUGUCUCUCAUAUGUACAGUAAUUACUAGUUAUGAGACUCCAGACCUAUAGAAAGUGGCCAAGUUCUAUGUCCUGCUAGUGAAAGAUGACAAAGACACACCCCUUCACUGAUAAUAAUAAAACAUUUGGGUUUGCAGAAUACAUAUUAACUGUGUUCUUCGUUUUCUCUAACUGUGACCCUGUGAGGACAUCGCUCUUAAAUACUUUUCAGGGGACAAUCCCUCUCUCUGUGAGUAAUGAACUGCUGGUGCAUUAGCAUAUCAGCUGUAUGGUACUGUACAUGUCUGUAUCUCUACAGGGUAAUAUCCCUGUUAUUCCUGUGUCAUAGUGUUUCAUGCCCUGGUGUGGAGUCCUUGGUAUCCCGUAGGUUAGGUGUCAAGUGUUGCUGUUACUACCCUAUGGGGAUACGAUUUUAUGUUUGUUUAUUCACAUACUGUAUUAUUAGAACAUUCAUUUGUUUAACGUCUUGAACUUUUGACCCCCUCCCUGUCCCAAGCAUCUCUAAUCACUUUUGAUAAUAUAUUAUGCACUUCCCUUUCUAUAUUUCCCUCUCUUUUCCCUUGGAUGAUUUGAUUCUUGACUCAUUUUUCACCCUAGCAGUUCGAUAGCUGAUACAAUGCAGACGUGGUUUGGGUAACAACCUAUUUUUCUCCAUUUCAUUACUCAUGAAAAAUUCUGUUCUAACAAACUUCUACCUAUUUAUAAUUCUACCAGAUGAUUUAUUGAAUACAAUUUUUUCAUAAUUGUGUGCGGAGGCGGUGGUCUUAGGUUUUUCUAUGUGAAGGAAGUAGUUAUCUAAUACGUUCUAAUAUAUUCAAACUGAAUCCCGUUGUUACAGGGAAUGUGUUUCUGCCCCUCUCUCUGUAAAUUAACAGGGUGCUGAGCUAUGAUGACUGGCUCUACAAAAUGGUAGCCAAAAAAUGAUGAGCAACAGCUUCAAAGCAAAUGAGGGAUCCUUUAGCCACCAGCCACCCUUCUUGUACGGCGUUCGUGGUGUGGUUGGUGUUCUGCUCAGAACAGAACAGAGCUCGCUUUUACAUUGUCACCAUUGCCCUGUAACACUUGACUCCUUGUGCUGUUUGUUGAGUAAUUUGAGUAAUAUGUUGAACACUGUUACCUUGUACAGUGCCUUCGGAAAGUAUUCAGACCCCUUGACUUUUUUCACGUUUUAUUAUGUUACAGCAUUAUUCUAAAAUUGAUUAAAUUGACAAAAAGUACCCCAUAAUGACAAAGCAAAAACAGGUUUUUAGACAUUUUAUUUGCAUAAGUAUUCAGACCCUUUGCUAUGACAUUAGAAAUUGAGCUCAGGUGCAUCCUGUCUCCAUUGAUCAUUCUUGAGAUGUUUCUACAACAUGAUUGUUGGAGUCCACCUGCGGUAAAUUCUAUUGAUUUUACAUGAUUUGGAAAGGCACACAAUGCAUGUCAGAUUAAAAACCAACCCAAGAGGUCGAAGGAAUUUUCCGUAGAGCUACGAGACAGGAUUGUGUCGAGGCACAGAUCUGGGGAAGGGUACCAAAACAUUUCUGCAGCAUUGAAGGUCCCCAAUUACACAGUGGCCUCCAUCAUUCUUAAAUGGAGGAAGUUUGGAACCACCAAGACUCUUCAUAGAGCUGGCCGCCCGGCAAAACUGAGCAAUUGGGGGAGGGAGGUGACCAAGAAUCCAAUGGUCACUCUGACAGAUCUCUAGAGUUCCUCUGUGGAGAUUGAACCUUCCAGAAGGACAACCAUCUCUGCAGCACUCCACCAAUCAGGCCUUUAUGGUAGAGUGGCCAGACGGAAGCCACUCCUCAGUAAAAGGCACAUGACAGUCCACUUGGAGUUUGCCAAAAACCUGCUUCAGAGUGCUCAAGACCUCCGACUGGGGCGAAGGUUCACCUUCCAACAGGACAACGACCCUAAGCACACAGCCAAGACAACGCAGGAGUGGCUUUGGGACAAGUCUCUGAAUGGCCUUGAGUGGCCCAGCCAGAGCCCAGACUUGAACCCGACCGAACAUCUCUGGAGAGACCUGUAAAUAGCUAUGCAGCAACACUCCCCAUCCAACCUGACAGAGCUUGAGAAGAUCUGCAGAGAAGAAUGGGAGCAACUCCCCAAAUACAGGUGUGCCAAGCUUGUAGUGUCAUACCCAAGAAGAUCCGAUGCUGUAAUCGCUGCCAAAAGUGCUUCAACAAGUACUGAGUAAAGGUUCUUAAUACAUGUGCAAAUAUUUUGUCAUUAUUGGGCAUUGUGUGUAGAUUGAUGAGGGGGGAAAAACUAUUUAAUAAAUGUUAGAGUAGGGUUGUAACAUAACAAAAUGUGGAAAAAGCCAAGGGGUCUCAAUACUUUCCGAAGGCACUGAAUGUGUGUGUCUUUGUAUUUUUAAGAAUCAUAUUUAUUUCACUUUUUAGUAGACAAAUAACUAUUUGAUUUUGAUUGUAUUUUUUAUUUCAAUAGGUUUGUUAUUAUUAUUAUGAUACAUAUUUUAGUUGUCCUAAUAUUCUAAUUAUGUUAUUAAGCCGGGCUCUGUUGAAAGACAAAAAGAAAAACAAUUUCAAAAAUCAUGUCAUUAUGUAUAUAUUGAUGUAUUACUAUAUAACUGUUUUAAUAUGUCUAAAUGGUUGAUAUAUAAUUUCAGCUUUACACCUUUUAAUUGAAGGAAAGAAACGUUGAGGGUUCUAUUAUAUUCAUGGAAGACACUUGAGAUUCUCCCCCUGUUGCAUCGAGGCCCGCGGUGCCUCUCCUCAUAGAUGCUCUGAAACUUGAAUAUAACACAUUUUGAAAGGCUGACUAACCUCGAUUCUGUGUUGUGACGUGCAAUACUGUUUCUAAUGUUUGUAUAAAAAGUAAGAAUUACAGUGUAAACCUUUUUAAUGCAGAUUUAUUUUUUUCAUUGCAUAUUUUGCAUAUUUCUGAUCCACAGUGUCAUUUUUUACUGUCAGAAAAGAAACCCCUUUUCAUUGCAACUAUUUUUAAAUCCAGAUAUCUUUGUACUGAUGUAAAUGAUUGUAAUUAUUUUCAAUAGUGUUUUGCUAACAAAAAGAGAUACUUUUUCAUGCAUAUUUCUAUUUCAUUUCAUUUUCAUUUUUUACAUUUCAUUUAAUAGUAGAAUACUUUGAAACAUUUUUCAUUUUGUAUGUCAUUGAUAUUAUUUUGUAUUUUUAUGUGGCAAUAUAUACAAUUUUAAGAGGCUAAUUGCAUAGAUAUUAUUUUAAUUUGAAUAAUUUUUUAAGCUAAAUCUUUGUAAUAUUGUUAAAGUAACUAAUUUCUAAAUUUGAGUUGGUGUAUGGAUUCACAAAAGUGGUUUGAGGUGUACCGAUUGUAAUUAUUACUCAAUGGUUCUUUGAUAUGCAAAAUAGAUAUAAUGUUGAUUAAAAUGUUUGUUUGUUUUGUAUUUAAAUGGUGUGUUGAUUACAAUCUGUUUUCUUUAAUUUCCUGAAUAAAUAAAGACCCAUUCUGUUCGGACACAACAUG